GAACCAACUUAGCAGCCCAUUGCUCCAAUGGCCCUCACCUGCGGCGGGAGGAUUGCAUAUGUGCGAGUAUGACCAGAGCGACUUUGCGCGUAGUCAGCAGCAGAACGGGGGCUGUAAAACUAUUCGCGAUUCACACAGAUAAAUAAAUCUGGUCGCAUUACAUUGCAGAAGUGUACAAAAGAGCGCAGAAAUGACCAUGACAGGAAGCGCAACACAUCAGCAUCACCACCAGGCGGAGGAAGUAAAUCCUCCAAAAGCAUGGCUCAUACCGACACCCAACUUCCACUACCCGGCUUCAUAGCCCUCGAUUGGUCCCUCAUGCUUCUCGCCCUCCUCCCAACUAUAGUCCGCAUCAUAUUGCGCUUCCGUGCUCGCACGCUUCCCUCUCUGGCAGCAAACCUCUCCGACACUUUCAUAAUCUUCGCGUGGGUUUCCGGAUGCGUCUUGAUCUGCAUCAACACUUGGAAGAACACGCUUCGCAUGCAUUACCUCUCUACGGCCCGUGAGGACCUGUACUACGGCGUCCCGGUCUUCCUCUCCGGACACCUUCUCUUCGUAUCCUGGAUCAGUCUCUUCUUCGUCUACAUCAGCUUGUGGAGCGCGAAAGCCGCGUUCCUAGCUCUCUACUACUCCAUUUUCAGCCUACAAGGGCGGCGUACUCGUAUCGCUCUCCUUUGUGCAAGUAUCUUCACCUUCCUCACUUUUGUGCUGCAUAUCGGCCUCAUCGCCUUUUGGUGUGCCCCUGUGUCUGCGAAUUGGGCGCCGCCACCUGGUAAAUCGCUCUGCUCAGCUGUGCAUUCCAUCGACAGUGUCGCGAUAUCCACUGUUGCCAAUAUCACCACUGACAUCAUCAUACUGAGUAUCCCCGUGCAUGCGCUGUGGGUGCGAGCGAAGCAGUUCGGGCGCAGCGAGAAAGUGGGCUUGGUGUUUGUGUUUGCGAUGGGGAGCGUCAGUAUUAUUGCUGCGCUGGUCAGGUUUGUUUGUUUGGCCGUGGUGCAGGAUGUGCCCAAAGCGAGUAUCACGCAUACGAUCGAUAUUUGGGCGCUGGUGGAGAUUGUGAGCAGCAUUCUUGCUGUGUGUGCGCCAAGUUGUAGGGCUUUCGGACGGUCGUGCGUUGGGAGGAGGGGAAGGAGGCUGCAGCUGGGCUGUGAGGAACGUGGUGCAAGUGAGAGGAGAAGCAACGAGGGAGAUGCCGGUAAGGGGAAAACCCCAGAUGAGGAUCGGGAGUCAGCGAUUGUGACAUUGAAUGGCGAGAGUGAGGGAGUAUGACAGUGUAGAGUUUCUUGUAUUCAUCAUGUAUUCAUCUUGUCGGAACUUUGUACGGUGAUCGGUAUGCGUCAGUUUGUAAGAAUCUUGUCGCGAGGUGAGGAGGCAGAGAACGAGCACAUAGACAAUUUGAUGGGGAAGCACUUUGAAGGACAUGGCG
This is a messenger RNA of Didymella exigua CBS 183.55, 1426 nucleotides long. RefSeq lists its product as uncharacterized. The transcript is spliced from 2 exons. Lineage: Eukaryota; Fungi; Ascomycota; Dothideomycetes; Pleosporales; Didymellaceae. The record is from RefSeq and is a predicted model, not a curated record. Bases 259 to 1269 code for a protein of 336 amino acids.